UUUCAGUUACAAAAGAAGUAAACAACUUGCAGCAACCCAAAAAACCAAACCAAAAAAAAAAAAAGGGGGGUUACUUUGGGAGGGGGCAGAAGCAGUAACCAGAAAGGAAUAGACAUAACUCAAUUGGCAAGCAAACUUUAUGAGCCCAAUCUGCUGCUAGCCAUGUGCAAAAAGCGUACACAAAACCAAUAAAACCCAUGCAGAUGAGAUGGGUAUCACUAGGGGGUUGGUUAGGAUCGUCUUCACAAAAAAUCGCUCUGCUGGGGUUCCUGACAGCCAUGCAAAGAGCAAUGUGAUAGAAAGGAAAAGAUGGAACUCUGUUAGAUCAUACUUGUGUGGGGAUGAAUAUAAUUCAGUUCUUGCAGAGGAGGAUUCAGCUUCAGUUAAGAGUUCCGGGGUUACUGUAACACAGUUCAAUUCAAACCUUGAAGAGGAGGAUUCAGGCUCGGUUAGGAGCUCUGAAGCUACUGUUACUCAGCCUUUACCAGCGGACUUGGCUGCUAAGGAUGGAGUUCAAGGAGAUGAAGAAGCCAAGGAAGAUAUACAAGUACAGAAGCAUGACAGCUCGGUCUCCAAAAUAAUGCAUGAAGAUCAAGCUGCAGUAACCAUCCAAUCAGCAUUUAGAGGAUUUCUGGUUAGGUGUAAAAGUGAAGGAAACAGGUCAAAGGGUGGUGAAGAGGAGACCGUUAAUGGAGUGGAAAGUCCAAAUAGGGAGUCUCUUGGCACGUCAAUUGAAGUCCAAACUGGAAAUUCAGUGGAAAUUCCCUCAGCUCAAGAAGAAAGAAUGGCUGUUCAUAACCGAACAUACAAGAAAGCCAGAACUCAAGUUACGAAGCUAAAGGAAGAUUGGGAUGAUAGCACCGUGAGUAGCAACAUAUCAAAAAUGAGAAUCCAGAACAGACUGGAGGCAACCACCAGGCGUGAGAGAGCACUAGCUUAUGCUUUUUCGCAGCAGCUAAGAAUAUGUUCAAAGAAAAGACAAGCUAAGUCGGAUGGUACAGAGCCUGACAUGGGCUGGAGCUGGCUAGAACGAUGGAUGGCAACACGCCUCCCGGAGAGCUCCUCAGUUGAAAGCCGGAUAAACAUGCAAAUGGAACCAAGUAAAUGCAAACAAAAGUUCAUGAUAAGCAAAAAACUUUUUGAUGUAGCAGUUGAAGAAAAAGAAAGCUGUGGAUCAAAUGAAGUUUCUGUCUCAUUUGAUAGCUUUUCAGUUGGAGCAGCAAAAGGGAAAGAUGGCCUUGAGCCUAGUUAUAGGUUUAAGGCUACAAGAACUGUGUCGAGGAGAAAAUCUGCUCCUGACUGUCAGUAUGCAAGAGGUCAUGUCAAGGUAAGCAAGAAGGAUUAUUAUUCAAGAGAGGCUGAAAAAGAGAAAAAGCACAAAGCAAAAAGCAAGCAGCUAGAAUCCAAUGCAAAUGUGCUUCAUCUUGAAGAUUAAUGAUAUCCUCCAUCUUCGUGGAAUAAAAGUUUCCUUUCACUGCUUCGAAUGCAUUUUGUUAUUUCAUAAUAAUUAAGUGAAUUCCUUUGUAUACCUCAUGAAUCAAAAUCAUUCUCUUAUUUGAGUAAAUUCAAUGGGCAUUAACCAGGACCACCGAGUUAACAAAGUUA
Ziziphus jujuba (common jujube) is the source of this 1605-nucleotide messenger RNA. RefSeq names its product protein IQ-DOMAIN 33. Bases 209 to 1435 code for a protein of 408 amino acids. Lineage: Eukaryota; Viridiplantae; Streptophyta; Magnoliopsida; Rosales; Rhamnaceae. Gene Ontology annotation, molecular function: protein binding. The record is from RefSeq and is a predicted model, not a curated record. The transcript has 7 exons.